Messenger RNA from Arxiozyma heterogenica, 1851 nucleotides. It is a transcript of the gene CEF1, whose product is annotated as Cef1p. Gene Ontology annotation, biological process: mRNA splicing, via spliceosome. Gene Ontology annotation, cellular component: spliceosomal complex; Prp19 complex. NCBI's taxonomy places the organism in Eukaryota, Fungi, Ascomycota, Saccharomycetes, Saccharomycetales, Saccharomycetaceae. Bases 1 to 1851 code for a protein of 616 amino acids. The record is from RefSeq and is a predicted model, not a curated record. The transcript has a single exon.
AUGGUGGCACCCGUUUAUGUAAAAGGUGGUGUAUGGUCAAAUCUAGAAGAUCAAAUUUUGAAGGCUGCAGUAUCUAAAUAUGGCACUCAUCAAUGGAGCAAGAUUGCAUCUCUUUUACAUAAAAAAUCGUCCAGACAAUGUGAGAUUAGAUGGAAUGAGUAUUUGAAACCAAGUUUAAAUUUUAAUCAGUUUAGUAAAGAUGAAGAUUUGAAAUUAUUGAGUUUGGCUAGAAGGUUGCCAAACCAAUGGAGGACAAUAUCUACGCUAAUGAAUCGUCCGGCUCAAACUUGUAUUGAAAGAUACUAUAAAUUGAUGCUUAAUAAUGGUGGAUCAGCAAAUAACAAACAACUUAAACAAGAGACUACUCAUCUACCAUCAACAACAUUGAAAAUUGGUGAGAUCAAUCCCCAAGCAGAGACACAAGUUGCCAUACCCGAUAAAGAUGUAUUAGAUGAUGAGGAAAGAGAAAUGCUAGCAGAAGCACAAGCCAGACUACUUGCCACACAAGGUAAAAAAGCUCAACGGAAGGUCCGUGAGAGGAUGUUAGAAGAAUCAAAAAGAAUUGCUUUUUUGCAAAGAAGACGUGAAUUAAAGCAAUCCGGUAUCUCUACUAAAAUGAAACAUGGAAAGAAAAAAUAUUCAUCUGAAAUUAAUUAUAAUUUAGAAAUACCUUAUGAACAAGAACCAUUACCUGGUAUAUAUGAUACUUCAAUGGAAAUAGAACGAUCUAUAAAAGAGUUGGUAAAAUUUGAAAAUAUGAUAGAAAGAAAGGGGCUAAGAGAAAAAGAAACUAAAGAGGCUAACGAAGAAAUAACCAAAAAGAAAAGAAAAAAAGAUAACAAGGAGCGAAAUGAAAGUAAAACUGAGCAAAGUAUUUCUACAAUACAUCCAAAAAUAAUGACAAGAGAAAAAUUAAUUUUGUCCAAACCUGAGGCUAGGGAUAUUGCUCCUAAUAGUACAUUGAUAUCAGAUAAACAAAAUGAAGUCAUAAAUAAUAAACAAAUUGGAUCUAUAUUAGACCACAAGCAAGACAAUGAUAAUAUUCCUGAUGAGACUCGUGAUUUUUCAAUAUUAAAAGAAGACGAACCGUUAAAUGUUACCAUACAUCAUGAUACAGAAUUUGAUAAAUUUAUGAGAAAAAGACAAUUAAUACAGUUGUUUACAAUGUUACCACCACCAAAAAAUGAUUAUGAACUAGUAAUAAGUGAUGAAGAAAAUGAUAAUAACAUAGCGGAAGAAGACAGAGGGAAAGAAAGCAAUGAAGAGGAAGUUCAGAAAGAAGGUACAGAUGAACAUGUUAACAAAAAUAGAUCUGAUACUAAAGAAGAGUACUCAAAUGAUAAAAUUGUAGUUCCUUUAACUAGUAUGAUUCACGAGAACUUACCAGUUGCGUCAUUCAAAAUUGACCCAAAGGAUGAUUAUGACAUUAUGUAUAAUAAAAUAUUAUUAAAGUCCAUGAAACAAGAAGAUUAUGAGAUAACUCCAGAAGAAUAUUUAAAUUACAUGAAUGUUGAAGAAGAGAUAAAAAAACUGAUAGCAAAAGAUGGAAGUAAGAAAUUAAGUUCAUAUUUAAAAGAGAUUAAUGAUACUCUGAAUGAUAGCAAUUUUACAGAUGUUGUUAAAUUGCAAAAAGAUAUAGUAGACAAAAGAGAACAGAUAAAAAUGUUACAGUCUAAUUUAUCAUAUAUUGAACCUCUUAUCAAGCAAAACAAUUACAUUUCGAAAGAGUUAUGCACUAAUAAAUUACCAUAUUUACAAAGACUUCAAAAAGAGUAUUUUGUCAAAUACAGAAUAUAUCGUAAUCGCUCUAGAAGUAUAAACCAAGAAAUGAACAAAAAGAAGAAAAAAUAA